Molecule: messenger RNA, 4845 nt
Organism: Nicotiana tabacum (common tobacco)
Lineage: Eukaryota; Viridiplantae; Streptophyta; Magnoliopsida; Solanales; Solanaceae
Biological process (GO): protein dephosphorylation
Molecular function (GO): protein tyrosine phosphatase activity
Source: RefSeq, a predicted model, not a curated record
UUCCUCAUUCAAUUUCACCCUCUUUCUCUCGUGCUCUUCAAAGCUUGUUUUUGGUAAUAAUCGACUUAUCUUCCAUUGUUUUCUUCUACUUUAUCCUUGUAUUUCACUUCAACCUUCUCUCCUUUAAACGCAUAAUAUACAGUUGAAAUAAACCUACUUAUCUUCGGUUCAAUGAAAUUUUCAGCUCUCCCUUUGCUUUGAUCACUUUUCAGGCAAUGAAUGCUGGACGCAAGUACACAGUACUGUCUUUGCUCUCGUUCAUCAUUUGGAGUUGAAUGUGAUCGCUCGCCAUUUUGGAGGGUUUCUGAUGUACUGUUUGAUGUGUGUACUUCUUUCUCUUGAUAUUGCUUUGCGGGAAAUGGGCUAGGUAGUUACCGGUGGACGCAUUAAACUGUGUUUUUCUCGGUCUUAUAUAUAGUUUUCUAGGAAGAAUGGCUAGGUUGCCUGGUAGUAGUGAGAUUACAGAGUCAAUGGAGGAUCCUGCAUCUAAAAUGAGUGAAGAUGCGCAAAUGCAUCAUCACAUGAAGUGUAUGAAAAAAUAUUGUAUUGAAGAUGAUAUUAAUAAACUGUUUGAGGCGAUAGAGAUUAGGAAUUGCAAUAGGGGUGUGAGUAAGUCGAAAAGGGGUGUCAAAGAUGUAAUGAGUAAAAGCGCGAUGAAGAGGCCAAUGAGAUCUAGCCCCUCUCGUGCAUCAGGCAUAGGAAUUUCUGAGCCUGUAAAUUUGAAGCAGGCCUUGAGAGGAUUAUGCAUCUCUCAGGCAUCAGAGCUGGCUGCCGUGAAGAAGCAAUCGUCAAACGCAUCCAAGUUGUCUACAGUCCCAGAAAUGGGGGCUGUCAAGAGACUGUACAGGGCUGUUUUGGUUGAGAGCAAAGGCCCUAAUCAUCAUGUUGAUGGAGGCGUAGGGAAUUUGAUGCAGAUAUCGCUCGUCCUAGAGAGGAGGAUGUCAGAUUCUUCAGUUAAAAGUCCUGAAUCUGAGAAUGUGCCAGCUCAAGAACAAUCUACUUUUGUCACUUGUACAACCAAUCUGCCCGAAGAUGCAAUGAAACAUAAGGCAAGUAAAAUACAAGCAGAAAGUGAGGCUUUUUGUCCGGCAAUUGAUAUUGGUUGCGAUUACCUGAAAGAAGUGUCUGGCCAGAAAAAGACAUUGGAGUUACUACAUUCUUCAACUGCCAGUUGUACUGAUAAAAUGGAAUUAGUACAAGAUCAGGUGGUUCCUGCUGUAGAUGAAGCUCGAACAGCUGCAAUUGUAGCUGACAGGGAGCACGAACGAGAUUUAAAGUUUUUGUCUCGCUCAUCUAUAUUUAGUGCAGGAAAUAAAGUCAUCAAGCCUACUUCUAGCAGCCCAAGUUUGAUGAACCCAGUUUUCAGAAGCAAAAUGUUUUCUAAGAAGAAAGUCUUAUCUGCUUUUGUCAGCAGUUCCAAGCAAUCUAAUGGUGGAAUUGAUAGUGAUUUGGCUUGUCGUACAAGUGAGUUUCCUUGUGAGACACCUGAAUAUGCUCCGAGAAAUAGUCAGAAAGAAGAGGAUAAGGAAUCUCCAGCUUCCUGUGGUGUAAGUAGCAUAGAAGUUAGUUCUUCUGCUCUGAAGUCUGGUGUUGCUAAACUAGUUGUGAGCUCAAGGAGUUGUAACAGAGAAAGAAGUAUACUUACAAAAGCUGAUGAAAGAUCGGGGUCAAAGAUAAAGGGGCAGAUGUCUCAAAGUUCGAAGAGUAGUAUUGGGGAUUAUAGCAGCACCACAAGCCUUAGCGAUGAAAGCUAUCUCAGUGGGUCUAGUCGCAGUGGUUAUCGGCCUCAUAUGUCAAAAGAUUUAAGAUGGAAAGCUAUUAUUUGUGUUCAGAAGCAGCAUGGAAACAUUGGCUUAAGGAAUUUUAAGCUGCUCAGAAAACUUGGAGGUGGGGAUAUUGGGAAUGUUUAUCUUUCUGAGCUAACGGGCACAAACUGUAUCUUUGCUGUGAAAGUUAUGGAUAAUGACCUCCUGACCAGCAAGAGGAAGAUGACGAGAGCUCAGACUGAAAAAGAAAUUCUUCAAAUACUCGAUCAUCCGUUUCUUCCUACACUCUAUGCCCAUUUUACUAAUGAGAAAUACUCGUGUUUAGUGAUGGAUUAUUGUCCAGGUGGUGAUCUGCAUGUACUCCGACAAAAACAACCAAGCAAGAAUUUCUCUGAACAAGCUGCCAGAUUUUAUGUUGCUGAAGUUCUUCUUGCAUUGGAAUACCUUCACCUGCUUGGAGUUGUCUACCGUGACUUAAAACCCGAGAAUGUAUUGGUCCGAGAAGAUGGUCAUAUCAUGCUCUCUGAUUUUGAUUUGUCUCUAAGAUGCGCUGUUAAUCCUACCUUGCUGAAAUCAUCUUCUCCUGUCAUUGAGCCUUCAAAGAAGUCUAGUCAGUGCUCAGUAUCCAGCUGCAUUGAUCCCUUCUGCUUAAAUCCAUCCUGGCAAGUAUCCUGCUUCAGCCCCAGGUUUUUAUCUGCUGCAGCAAAGACGCGUAAGCUAAAGGCUGAUCUACCUGCACAAGUCUCACCUCUACCGCAGCUUGUUGUAGAGCCAACAAAUGCUCGAUCCAACUCAUUCGUAGGAACGCACGAGUACUUGGCUCCAGAGAUUAUCAAAGGGGAAGGUCAUGGCAGUGCAGUAGAUUGGUGGACCUUCGGAAUCUUUUUGUAUGAGCUUUUAUAUGGAAGGACUCCUUUCAAAGGGCUAGCAAAUGAGAAUACACUGGCCAAUGUGGUUUCUCAAUGUCUUAAGUUUCCAGAAAGUCCUACUGUUAGUUCUCAUGCAAGAGAUUUAAUCAAAAGGUUGCUGCAGAAGGAACCUGAGAAUAGGUUAGGAGCUGUGAGAGGGGCAGCAGAAAUAAAGCAGCAUCCAUUCUUUGACGGACUCAACUGGGCGUUAAUUCGAUGCUCACCACCUCCAGAAAUACCUAGAUCCUACGACUUGGCAAAUGUCUUCCCUGAUGCAAACCAACAACAUAAGGAGAGCAGUAAGUGUCAAAAUGAGUUAAAAAAUAUAGGUGAGAUCAAUAUUGAGUUUGAGAUGUUUUAGCAAUACUGUAGGUUUGAAAAAGUAUAGGUUUGGUGUUCCAUUUUAACAUAAUGUGUGUAAUCUAAGUAACUAAUUGAUAUAGGUCAUAUAGUGUACAUGUUCCACAAUAGGUAAUGUUUCAUAAAAUUGUUGACUGUGGUAUGUAUCAAAGCAAUGCAACCUGAUGCUCAAUUGGAAUGGAAAACUGAAAUCUCUAGCAAGGUAUCAAAUUUUCCUAGUUCCUCAUUAGACAAACCGCGAUUGUUUAUAUAUUUUGUCUCGUUUUAACUUCCAUUUGCAAAUAAGUGAGAAUGUAGGUAUAAUGUAUUUGUUUCAAACAGAAAGUUAACUCUGUCAUAACUCUAAAUAUUUUUUCAACAACAAAAAAAUAAAUUAUGUCUAAAAAGAUUAGCAGAGUAUCAAGAAGAACAACCUAAUAAUUAAAGGAAAGAAAAAAAAGUGCGAGACCAACCUAAAAUUCACAAAAAUAACAACACUUCAAUCCCAAAAUUAAUUGUAUAGAUUUUUUAUAUUUAUUCUAAUUUUCAGUCUAAAUUCUAAAAUUUGCCUUUUAAAAUAAUUUCUCAUUUCUCAUAUAUCUUUAGCUUUAUUUAUUCGUACGUUACCAGAACCUUUUGUCCAAGACCAACCACCAUUGCAAACAUCCAAGGAGCUGAGUGAUGAGUUCCUUAUUGUAUACUACGCUGACUAUCCCAACAACCUCAAAAUUACCAAACUACCACUACUCUCACUCUCUGAAAUUCCCAUUUCUAACCUUUCGUCUUCCUUCUAAAUACCCAUUUCUUCAAAACUCAGACCCUCUUGUAAAAAGCCAUAAAAGACUAAUAAUCAAAGCUUCAAUGGCAUCCCAAGAAUCAAACACAGAAGCAAAUUCACAGCAGACUAAACCAUUCUCUGUCCUCUUUGUGUGUCUUGGUAACAUAUGCAGAAGCCCAGCUGCUGAAGGUGUCUUUACUGAUUUGGUCAAAAAAAGAGGACUUGAUUCCAAGUUCAAGAUUGAUUCUGCUGGUACUAUUAAUUACCAUGAGGGAAAUGAAGCUGACCCAAGAAUGAGGGCUGCUGCUAAAAGGCGUGGAAUUGCGAUAACUUCUAUAUCUAGGCCAAUUAGGCCUUCUGAUUUCAAAGAUUUUGAUCUCAUUCUUGCUAUGGAUAAGCAAAACAAAGCUGAUAUACUUGGAGCUUUGGAGAGGUGGAUCCAUAGAGAGACAUUACCAGCUGAUGCACCUGAAAAGGUUCGCUUGAUGUGUUCCUAUUGUAAGAAGCAUGAAGAAACUGAAGUUCCAGACCCUUACUAUGGUGGAGCUCAAGGUUUUGAGAAGGUACUGGAUCUGCUCGAAGAUGCUUGUGAUUCACUGUUGGAAAGCAUUGUGGCUGAGAACAAAAUUUAGGUUCAUAGGUUUAUUUUUAUCACCAGUAUUCUUACUGCCAAUUGGGCAGUUGGUUAUUCAAAGCAUAUAGUAUGCACUAUUUGCUCAUUGUUUGAACUACAGGGACUUGUAAAGCCAGAUUCCAGUAUUCUGGGUAUGCAAUGUUCUGUGUUUAUUGUUUAGAUGACUAGGUCAAGCAAAGAUCUGUACAAAUAUACAGAGGUGAAUCUUGACACUACUCAUGUACUUUGUCCUGUUGCCCACCUCUCCCCUUGGCUCGAUCAUGAAGAAGUCUUGUAGGAAAGAUGAUGCAUUAUCACAUGCCAAUUCUGCUUCAGAUCUUUGGUCAAGAGAAUUUUCGUCUUUUGCGCAUGCUAUUUUGUUCUAUAGACAUGCUGUAAAACUACUACAUCAAAAUUAAAAGAGCAAAUGUAUCUUCUUGA